Drosophila kikkawai is the source of this 1533-nucleotide messenger RNA. It is a transcript of the gene Mgat4b, whose product is annotated as alpha-1,3-mannosyl-glycoprotein 4-beta-N-acetylglucosaminyltransferase b. The record is from RefSeq and is a predicted model, not a curated record. Gene Ontology annotation, molecular function: acetylglucosaminyltransferase activity. NCBI's taxonomy places the organism in Eukaryota, Metazoa, Arthropoda, Insecta, Diptera, Drosophilidae. Gene Ontology annotation, biological process: protein N-linked glycosylation.
UUCACAAUGAAUGUGAUCAAUAUUCGGUGGCAAUCCUGCCUGAUUUUUUGCAUUGCGCUCAUUUACUUCGUGUUGACACUGAUAUUCAUUGGCCUUUAUAUAUCUAAAAGUGAACCAAUAUCGCCGCAAACAAGCCAGCUCAAACCAAAACCUAUACAUUCCAAGCUUAAAACAACUGACAAACCAGAAAUCCGCCGCUCUCAGCCGCCAAUCAGUGCCUGGAAGCUGUCUUCAUUGGUUAAAUUUGAUUUAACACCACGAUUUCUGUAUAACGGUGGCCGUAAGGAUGCAAAGUUCGUGAUUGGAGUGCCCACGGUGGUGCGGGCCACGGGGGGAAAUUAUGUGCUGGAGACGAUCAAUUAUUUGAUUCAAAGAAUGUCGCCGGAACAGCACAGCAUUUGCCUGAUUGUGAUCUAUGUGGGGGAGACCAGCCUGGAGUUCGGCAAGUACAUAGUCAGGGAACUGAGAAUGAACCACGCCGAGCAUUUAAAGUCGGGGCUGAUAGAUGUGAUUGCUCCACAUCUGCAUUACUAUCCAAACUUCACGCAGCUCCAUGCCACGCUCCACGACGAUCUGCCAAGAGUUCAGUGGCGAACCAAACAGAACCUGGACUACAUAUACCUAAUGUCCUAUGCCGCACCGAAGGGUUCCUACUACCUGCAGCUGGAGGAUGAUGUGAUGCCCAACGAGGGCUAUUUGGACUACAUGGAGAAGACAGAGUUCAUGCAUAGCAGCUUUCGUUUUGACCAGCAGCCCGAUUGGAUCGUCAUUAGCUUCUCUGAAUUGGGCUUUAUCGGGAAGCUUUUCCGCAGCUCGGUGCUCCACUCGUUUGUGACUUACCUGAAACUGUUUUGUGACCACCAACCCAUCGAUUGGUUGCUCCAGAGCUUUCUGACCCUGCAGAGUUGCCGCUGGGACAGUAUAUCGAAACCGGACUGCCAGCGGGAAUUUGAGUCGAGGAUAAUCCGGGUGGACCAGUCCCAGUUUCAGCACAUGGGCCAGCUAUCUUCCUUGGAGCGAAAGAAGCAGCAUCAUAAGGAUCAUUUUUUCAAUCAAAAUUUGGAAAGGCAACGAUUGCCACAUCUGCGGCAGCCCCUCAACCUGGUGGUCUCCCAUCGCAACUCCCUCCUGCGACAGAAUCUCGACCUGCAACCAGGCGAAACCUUCAUUUGGAUGUACAUGCCGCAGAUGCCCAAGAUAAUCGAGAAUUUGAUAACAACUCAGUACACAAGCUCAGAGCUUCGCAUAAGAAAUCACAAUAAAACAGCCAAGACCCUCUCCGAGUUCAGUGUGCAACUGGUGGAGAAGUUGCCCAUCUUGCAUAAGAAUGCCACUUCAACCAAACUCUGUGGGUUUGUUAUGAGCCACACCAUGAAAGACAGUGACAACUUCAUGUUCUACUAUAUAAAAGAGGAUUCGAAGGAUACUCUGAGCUGGUUUCGUCGCUUCCUUUGGGCUAAAAAUGCCAGUGGAAGGCCACACUUAGAUUGGCUUGUAAAAAAAAUCGUUGCUUUAUUAUUAUAUAUAGCUUAA